AUGGCUGCAGUUCGACAGCAAGAUGGUUCGCACACUCUGCCGACUUCUCGUCCACGACAACGACCAUCUUUGGUGAACACCUUCGGGGCGACCACAGAGAGUCCAUUCGAAGAAAUGUCCCAUGAAAAGCGGCUGGAUGACAGUUCAUUUACAUUACGCGGUCGAGAGGAUUCGCUUGGACUGAGUAUGAGCCCUCAGUUGAAUUCACGUGAUCCAUCAGUCACCUUCGCCUGUUCCACUUUAGGACGAUCUACUUCUCCAGACACAAUUUCAAAUGGUACACCAACCGGUCGAGCACCUCUUGCUAUGCCAGAGGAGCUAACUGGUAGCACGUCGACGAGUAUUCUGAGCUCCAGUGUCUCCCCUGAACGAGACGCCGUUUCGCGACUAAUCUCGUCCAACAACAGCGCUGCGAAUUCUUCGACACCACAAGCGGAUGACGAUCGAUUGGACCCGAACGAUCGUUCCAGUACCGAUUUUUCCCUUUCGACUCUGACAGUGAACUACUCCGAUGGACCUCCAUCACCGGAUUCGUCACGGAGUAAAAUAUUCAAUACGCUGUGCUCAAAUUCUGAACUGGGCGACAAACUGGCUAUGUCCAAGCAAUUUCCGCUUUCGCCUUCUGCAACAGAAUGUAGUAGCGGAACGAUGGCAUCGUCCUGUUCACUACCUAUGGUUUCCCAAAUAUCGACCACUCCACCGUCAGAUUCGUCUUUCUAUAAGCUUUACCAUCAGAACAGCGCUUCUAGUGCCGAGACAAGUCCACCUGUUGGCGUAAAAUUGCGUCCUCAAUGGGAAUCGGCGACUAUCCGAGCUUUAGAGAGGCAGUCUAGUAAAGGAAGCGAGAAUCAGUCUAUCAACGAGCUGGACGAAUGGAAGAAGAUUGACGACAUCUUGUCAUCAUUUGGUGGAGCUGUGUGUCGUGAAUCGGUAUUCGCUGCCAACUAUGAGCCCCAGGUCGCUGUAUUUCUUCGAGAUCGUCGAUCUCAGGCUCUCACACUCCAGCUCACUUCACCACCGUCGGCCACUCGUCUCAGUUCCUGCACUGCCUCGUCCUCGUCGUAUAAGUUCGAUCCUGAUUGUGCCAAUAUGAGCCACUGGCUGUGCACAACGGUCGGCUUACCAAAUCAAAAGGCUAAUGAAGUAGGUCGAAUACUGACGAAGGCAGGAUUUGACAAAACCACGCAGCUGGAGGGUUGUCUCACAGCAAGAGAGCUCACUGCCUUAGGAAUCGACAAGUCUAUUCAACAACAGAUUCUUUCCUAUCUGGCAACUGUUAACAGUACCAGGCCUAACGCUAAUAGUUUCAAUUACGUCUCCGACUGGUUAUGCUCCUUGGAGUUAACGGAUUAUCUUGGAAAUUUUGUUACUGCUGGUUUGAAAUCGAUGUUGAUUGUAAGGACAGCAGAUCUUACGAGGGAUCAUUUAGAGAAGAUGGGUAUAACUCUACCGGGACACAUUGCACGUAUUCUUCACUCUUUGAUGGAGGCUAAAAUAGAAGAAGCGUGCCAAAGGAGCGAACGGUUAAGGGAAAUGCGACGUGCUGUCACAUCAACCACGCCAACGUCAAGUAUUUUGAAGGAAACAUCCUCUGAGGAAAGUACGUCAGCCUUUGAAUGUGCCGACAUUGGUGGGAACGAGGUUGUGAAAUGUGACUUAUUGCAUGGCCACGCCUCCUUCUCAGCUCACUAUCUUGGCAGUAUGGAAAUUUCUAAUAUCGAUGGUACUGAGGAAAGCCGACGAGCGAUGGCCAAGCUUAAGCAGUUAGCCGUGGAGCACGAGAUUUCUCACAUACAAAUUGUUUGCCAAGAUGAAAGGGAUUUGAAUUGCUUUACAUACAUAUCUCAGGAUGCCGAGAAAAACUUAUGUCACGUGUUCUGUGUUUUGACGGCAGAUGUUGCAACGGAGAUAAUCGUUACAUUGGGGCAAGCGUUUGAACUCGCUUAUAAACUUCAAAAUGGUGUAGCACUCGAGGAAAUUGCAAACGUCUAG
Molecule: messenger RNA, 1992 nt
Organism: Cooperia oncophora
Lineage: Eukaryota; Metazoa; Nematoda; Chromadorea; Rhabditida; Trichostrongylidae
Source: the annotation of a GenBank genome assembly